Drosophila bipectinata is the source of this 1181-nucleotide messenger RNA. RefSeq lists its product as uncharacterized. The record is from RefSeq and is a predicted model, not a curated record. Lineage: Eukaryota; Metazoa; Arthropoda; Insecta; Diptera; Drosophilidae.
AGUGGACCUGCCACUGGGCGUCCUUAUUCGAUGUCUUCGGCAGGAGACACUUUCCAGUAUGGCGGCCAGGUGAACGUUUUGGACGAGCGCACCUUGCGUCUACUUUACUGUCAGAAUGCAUCCAGGCCGCACCUUCUGAUGGCCCAGAAGUUCCGCUUCGAUGCAGUAACCACCCAGGAGAACGGUGACGAAAUCCCUGGCCUGCUGCACUGUCUUUUUGUGGAGCGACGGGACGGGUUCGUCAUGCAUCUGAAAGUACAACGCGAGUGUCAUUUGAUGUUCUUGCUGGACUCCUUGGUGAUCCAGGUGAACGGGAAGCUUCAGCGAGAAGGACUACGUCUGGACCACGGCAUAGUGCGUUUCCGAAAGCUAUUAGAUGAUGAAAAGAGUAGCUCAGACGGGAACAGAAUGCAGACGCAGUGCGCCUUCAAUGACUCCCAUGGCUUAAUGGUCUGGUUGUUGAAUCAGUACCGAAUGAGGGCUGACCUAAGUACGGGACCGGGUCAUGAAGCUCUAGAGGUGGAAUACGUCGUGGAGCAGGCCGAGAGAGGUGUGCAAUUCUCGGUCCGACUGUAUGUGCUCUUAGUGGCUAUGGAGGAGCUGAGCGUUACCUCAAUGUGUGGACUUCGCUGCUAUUUCAGCGACGACCUUAUGACAUCUUCGCUAGUAGGAACUGAACUGAUCUCCUUCAUGCAGCACGCCGUAAAUCAGCCGCGCAGCCAUCCUUUAUACAUGCUCAUGUUGGUCCAUGUGUUAGCCAGAAGCUCUCAGAUGGAUGCCAAGAAUGUGCAACUUCUGAGUCUGGCCCAUUUGGCGACUCAACAGCGAUCUCACCAAACAGAUACCACGGCUUCCAGCACCUCGUUUGCCCAAUUGCAUCAGUUAGAGAACUGCCAACGGGAGAUCAAUGAUCGUUUCAAGAUGGUUCACGGGUGUUUGCUCCAGUACAUCCAGCAGGCGGAACAGCUGAAGCGCUAUCGACAACGAUUCGACGAGCAGUUGGCCCAAUUCGAGGGCCUGCUGCAUCAAAUAGCCGACACUGAAUUUGGACAAAUGCUGCAGGCAUCGCAGGCGAACCUUAAGCAGAUGACAGACCUGAUGGACAAUCAUUCGUAGAUUUAAGCUUUCAAACCAAACAUUUAACUGCAGAAUUCAUGUACUCGUGAUCGCUAGUGUAAGCC